Glossina fuscipes is the source of this 1636-nucleotide messenger RNA. RefSeq lists its product as uncharacterized. NCBI's taxonomy places the organism in Eukaryota, Metazoa, Arthropoda, Insecta, Diptera, Glossinidae. The transcript is spliced from 7 exons. Bases 210 to 1598 code for a protein of 462 amino acids. The record is from RefSeq and is a predicted model, not a curated record.
UAUAUACAUAUAUAUUAUAUGUAAAUGUCUCAGAAAAGAAGAACAAAAAAAAUAUUUUACAUAUAUAGUUUAAUUAGUACUUUUAAGUAAAUCAGUAAAACGAGAAUUAAAAAAAUUGUAACAAAAAAAAAAAAUAAUUCUAUCAUAGCAGUUAAAAAAAAAGCAAAGCAUAUUAAAAAAGAAAUAUCCAGCGAAAUAAAUUGUUAACGAUGUCUAUCAUAAAUUUUUGGCGUAAUUUUCACAUUUCAAUAUUUAUUGGAUUUACUGCCAUUUAUGGAUUAACACAAGCAAAAGGCACUCAUAAAGUUCAUUGUAGCGAAGAUUUAAUGCGCGUUGAAAUUGGUUUACCCGAAAUUAAUGAACAUGAAACAAGCAACAGUAGCACGAACACUGCCAGUAAUAGUCAAAACUUUACUGAAGAGCCACAAAUUUAUUUGGAAGGCCUUAAAGGUUAUCCGGAUGAACGUUGCCAUCCUGAAAUAAAUGCGUCUUUGGCCAUUUUCCGUUUAUCGUUAAGUGAUUUCUAUGAAUGCGGUGUCACGCGUAUGGUUAAUCAGUUAACGGGUAAAAAAGUCUAUUACCACAAAAUUAUUAUCGAAUCUCAAAAUGGCAAAGAAAUAGUCAGUGUUAAAUGCAUUACCACUGGUCCGGUUUAUAAUCUAAUGAUGAAUAAAACUAGCCGCGAGCCACCACGCUUUAUACUGCAACAACAACAACAACAGCAGCAGCAGCCGUCAUCAUUGCAACAGCACCACGACAUUACGCGACGUGAUGUUUUACCGGCUGGCUUUCAAGAACCCGAUGAUUUAGAAAUUACCACAUCGUUAACUGAACGAGCACCAGAACCACGUCUCGCCAUUGGAGUCAGUCAGAAUGGCAAACGUGUCACAGGCGAUUUAACAGUCACUCCCGGGACACCUUUAACUAUGGAAAUUAAUUUAGAUCGUGAUUCAGCUCCCGUUUAUGGCUUGGGUGUCAACUAUCUAGAAGUUACGGAUACACGACUGCUUUCGGAAACUAUUAUUUUUAAAGGAUGUACGGUCGAUCCUUAUUUGUUUGAAAAUUUCAAUACCAUCGAUGGGGAUACAUUAAGUGCUAAAUUUAAAGCAUUCAAAUUUCCCGAUUCCUCCUACGUACAGUUCCGUGCAACGGUUAACGUCUGCCUCGACAAGUGUUUAGGUACUCAAUGCUCGAAUGGACAAAUCGGUUAUGGACGUAGAAAACGUGAAGUUAGCGAUACGAAGCUAACACCUUUAAUGGAUACAAAUAAAGUUUACGAAAUAUCACUGGCCAUGUUUAUCAAAGUUAACGAUGUCGAAGGAGUGAACAGAAAUGAAGUUUUACGUUUGGAGGAGAAAUUACGUGAAUUGAAAUUAGCCAAUCAACGUUUGGCUCGUAACAGUCGCGGCAAUUUCGCUGAACCUUUAUUGAAAACUACUGCCGAAGAACCGCAACUGCCGUCAGCGGUGCCAGCUUUUGUAGUCGAUGAAAAAGAAUUGGAAGACGCCAGCAGCGGUAGUCUGUCAAAUGCUAACAAUUUACUAUCAAUGGUGAUAUUAAUGCUUUCCAUUCUUCUAAUGUUUUGUAAAAAUUUGUAAAUAAUUUCCAAGAAAAAAAAAAAAAAGAAAUCGAAAAA